AUGUCUGCAUCCGUUAUUCCAACGGCGUUGGAACCUCGGGAGGUAUUCUGGCGCGACAACCAACCAUGGCUUCUCUCAUGCGGAUACCAGCUUCGCCCUCGUUUCCAACCAGACUGGAUACCGUCCUGGAUCACGAAUCCAAAUUCUAAAAAGUCUCUGCUAGACACGGAGGAUUAUAUUCGUAGAGCGCAUACACCAGUCAUGGACGCCAUUAGGCUGACUGACAAAAAAGGUGUAAUGAUGAAAAAAGUGAAAAAGCAAGAUAACAAAUGGGAUACAGAGCUUGCUAUCGCCCAAUAUGUAUCUUCACCCGAGCUUCUAAGUCACCCAGAUAACCAUUGCGUACCAAUCUAUGAGGUUUUAGACAUUCCGAGUGAUAACGACCACGUUAUCAUCGUGAUGCCGCUCCUAUACCCAUUCCAUCUUACGCGUUUCGAUACUAUCGGGGAAUGUUUAGAUUUCUUCCAUCAAAUAUUCAAGGGAUUGCAAUUUCUACAUCAUCACCACAUAGCGCACCGAGAUUGUACAGAGAACAAUGUCAUGAUGGACCCAACAGAGAUGUACCCGGAAGGAUUCCAUCCUGUCGAAUACCAGUCAAAUCGAGACCUCACUGGUAGAGCUUAUCAGAAGUACACAAGAACUGAGAGGCCCCCAAAGUACUAUUGGAUCGACUUUGGACUAUCAGUUCGAUUUGACAAGUCCGAUAAGUUUCCACAGGCGAUUACCCUUCGAGGAGGUGAUAAAUCUGCCCCUGAAUUCCGAGAUUUGGCAAACGUGUAUACAAAGCGAGAUCCUUUCCCAACGGAUAUCUACUACCUGGGAAAUCUUAUCAGAAUGUUCUUCACAGAGGGCCACCCCCUCAUUAUCUACGGUUUCAAACCAGGCUUGCAUUUCAUGAAACCUCUUGUUGCAGCAAUGGUACAAGAAAAUAUGAGCAAGCGACCGACAAUCGACCAAUGUGUAACGCACCUUGAGGAGAUUAUUCGCUCUCAAAGCGCCUGUACUCUUCGAUCCCAGGUUUGGCACAGUAACGACGAUGUUUUUGAAUAUCUCAUACGUUUCUUCCCUCACUGGGCGCGCCGCCUGAAAUUUAUGAUUACGCGGACACCUCCAGUGCCAUCGUGGAAUCGGAGACCGAGGUCUACCCGGAAAGAGACUUAG
Messenger RNA from Psilocybe cubensis, 1161 nucleotides. RefSeq lists its product as uncharacterized. The coding region runs from base 1 to 1161 and encodes 386 amino acids. Gene Ontology annotation, molecular function: ATP binding; protein serine/threonine kinase activity. The transcript is spliced from 5 exons. The record is from RefSeq and is a predicted model, not a curated record. Gene Ontology annotation, biological process: protein phosphorylation; mitotic DNA damage checkpoint signaling. Gene Ontology annotation, cellular component: cytoplasm; nucleus. Lineage: Eukaryota; Fungi; Basidiomycota; Agaricomycetes; Agaricales; Agrocybaceae.